AAAGCGGGGUACGUGUUCGAACUCCGAACCACUACCAUGAUCGUUGAUUUCCACCUCCAGUAGAUUGGGACCAGUGCUGCUACUUUCUCUGCUCUUUUUUACUUCCGCGACAAAGAAACGCGUUUCCGAGAGAGCUGGGCUCAUUUACCAGAACCAGAGAAGCCAUGAACAGCGCCGUCACCAAGGUUGCCGUUGUUGGGAGUGGAAUUUCUGGUGCUGUUUGCGCUUCAACUCUUGCCGGGAAUGGAGUUCCCGUCACUCUCUUCGAGUCAGCCAGAGGCCCUGGUGGGCGCAUGUCCCAACGGAGAGAAAACACUGAAGACGGGAAGGAGCUACUCUUUGACCACGGUGCUCCAUUUUUCUCAGUCAGCAAGUCAGAGGUGUUAUCUCUAGUUCACGAGUGGGAAUCAAGGGGCCUCAUAGCUGAAUGGAAAGAAAAGUUUGGCUCAUUUGAUUUUUCUACUCGUAAAUUUACUGAAAUAGAACAGGAAGGAUUAAGCAAGAGAUACGUGGGUGUCCCAGGCAUGAAUUCGAUAUGCAAAGCAUUGUGCAUUGAGAAUGGUGUGGAAAGCAAGUUUGGAGUGAGUAUUGGAAAAAUUGAGUGGUCAGAUAAUGAACACUUAUGGUCAUUGAUGGGCUUAGAUGGACAAAUUCUUGGCCAGUUCAAGGGGAUUGUUGCAUCAGACAAGAAUAUAGUUUCUCCCAGAUUCACAGAAGUGUCAGGGCGGUUGCCACCUCUUGAUAUGAAUUUGAUGCCAGAGUUAUCAGCAAAGUUGCGUGAUCUUCCUGUUAGGCCAUGUUUUGCUGUAAUGCUGGCAUUUGCGGAGCCUCUAAACUCAUUACCCUUCAAAGGCUUCUCCAUCAAGAAUUCUAACACUUUAAGGUGGGCUCACUGCGAGAGCAGCAAGCCAGGCCGUUCUACUCAUAGUGAAAGAUGGGUUCUUCAUUCAACAGCAGAGUAUGCAGAGAACAUAAUUGCUCAAACUGGACUCAGGAAGCCCUCAGACACAACAUUGAAAAAAGUGGCUGACGAGCUUUUCCAAGAAUUUCAAAGCACAGGACUCGACAUAUCUCAACCUUUUUUUAAGAAAGCUCACAGAUGGGGGAGUGCGUUUCCAGCUGCUAGUAUUACCCCUGUGGAAAGAUGUCUUUGGGACAGAAAUAAGAGAUUGGCCAUAUGUGGAGACUUCUGUGUGAGUCCCAAUGUGGAAGGUGCUGUAGAUAGCGGUUUGGCAGCUGCUUCGAAGCUUAUGGAGUCUGUGAAUUGUUUAUAGUUGGAGAAGUAUCUCUAUCAUGUAACUCGAGUUUUUUAUAAUAUGGUUCUUGUUCAAACUUCGGAGAGUUUGCAUGAGUGUAUUUUCAUCUUUACUCAGAAGGAUAAGGACAUAUAGAAGCCCUCUCAAGGGCACUGGCACAUAAUAAUAACACAUACCAAGGGCACUCGAUAAUUUUAGCAUCAUUACAUUGAUCGAUUUCCA
Messenger RNA from Neltuma alba, 1478 nucleotides. Its product is annotated as renalase. The record is from RefSeq and is a predicted model, not a curated record. Gene Ontology annotation, molecular function: oxidoreductase activity. NCBI's taxonomy places the organism in Eukaryota, Viridiplantae, Streptophyta, Magnoliopsida, Fabales, Fabaceae. The coding region runs from base 165 to 1274 and encodes 369 amino acids. The transcript has 9 exons.